Molecule: messenger RNA, 766 nt
Organism: Bombyx mandarina (wild silkworm)
Lineage: Eukaryota; Metazoa; Arthropoda; Insecta; Lepidoptera; Bombycidae
Product: phospholipid scramblase 2
Biological process (GO): plasma membrane phospholipid scrambling
Cellular component (GO): plasma membrane
Molecular function (GO): phospholipid scramblase activity
Source: RefSeq, a predicted model, not a curated record
AUGUUGCAAGCAGCGCCAAUACCAGUCCACGAACAGUUCCCGGAUGUGGAUAAAGAUGUCAGCGAGGACGUCGUGGAACAAUUACAGAUACCGGUGGUAGCGUCACCGCCGUCUCUUCUGCAAGACUUAGCUUCAGUGGACAGACUCUUCAUCACAAAACGUCUCCGGGUGAAAAACGUGCUCUUUCUACGAGGCAAGAAGAACAGGUUCUACGUGCGAACUCCCGAUCAAAAACUGCUUUAUUCUAUUGAAGAAAUAAACAGUUGGUGGGUUGGUUACCUGUUCUAUGGUCUACGGCCGCUUCAGCUGCGCGUUAAUAACGCUCAGGGUGUCGAAGUGAUGAGAAUCGUUCGUCCGUACGCCUGCACGGCCAGGGUGCUGCCCUGCCAGCUACAACGGCUCCAGGUCUUCUCGCCACCAGGACAGCUGGUCGGCACAGUCGAACAGCAAUGGACUGCGGUCAAACCUCUGUACGUGAUCCGGAAUAAGGAACGCGAUGUGGUGUUUUGGAUACGGGGUCCGUUGAUAACAAUCAGCUGCUUCAAGGACAUUAAGUUCGACAUCUUCAGGGCUGACGGCUCUCCUGUCGGCGGCACCUGCAAACGUUGGCAGGGAGUCACGCACGCACUAUUCUUUGCACCGGUUACUGACAGAUUCGGCGUGGCGUUCGAAAGGAAUCUGACGCUGGAAGAAAAAGCGUUACUACUCGCUGCCACUUUGCUAAUGGAUUACAUGUAUUAUGAUGCCUAAAUAAUAUUGUUUUGAA